Lampris incognitus (smalleye Pacific opah) is the source of this 1217-nucleotide messenger RNA. RefSeq names its product olfactory receptor class A-like protein 4. The transcript is spliced from 4 exons. Gene Ontology annotation, molecular function: G protein-coupled receptor activity. The record is from RefSeq and is a predicted model, not a curated record. Bases 16 to 1002 code for a protein of 328 amino acids. Gene Ontology annotation, cellular component: membrane. Lineage: Eukaryota; Metazoa; Chordata; Actinopteri; Lampriformes; Lampridae. Gene Ontology annotation, biological process: G protein-coupled receptor signaling pathway.
GGGAAGGGUGGCUCCAUGGCGGACAGUGAUGACGCAGAGCUUGUGGGGAUGGGACUUCGUGUCUCUGUAUCCCCUGUACAAACUGCCUUUUACGUCCUCCUGGUGCUGAUUGGCGUUGUGGGCAAUGCCACUGUGGUCGGGGUGAUUGGAAAGAGCAUCUUGAAGGACCACGGCGGGGGACGCAACUCAGACAUCAUCAUAGUCAACAUGGCUCUGUCGAACCUGCUGGUGUCUGUAAUGAGGAACACAUUGCUGGUCAUCUCAGACGUGGGACUGGAGCUGUACUCGUCCCAAGAAUGGUGCCAGUUCCUUAUGGGGAUUUGGGUGUGGCUUCGCUCUGUCAACGUGUGGUCAACGCUCUUCCUCAGCGCCUUUCACCUCCAGACCCUGAGGCGUGUGGCUCCUCCCGUUGGACACCCACAAGGGACCCGUGGCCCUCCCAAAUCCCUCCUACUGACCCUCGGCCUCAUCUGGCUGGCCAACUUUAUCUACUCCAUCCCCGCUCACAUCUUCUCCAAAAGUGGAAACCAGAACACCACCGAGACGCUGAUGCUGGUGAGCAGCACUACUCGGCCCCUCUUAGGCUGUGUGUGGAACUUCCCCAGCAGCUACAGUGGCCUUGCCUACGCCACCACCUCCAUGGUGAUCCAUGAAACGAUCCCCAUCAUCCUGAUGACCAUUACCAACCUGGGCUCCCUGUAUACACUCUAUGCCCACAGCAAGUUGCGCAGCUUGUUGCAAGAUGCUCCCGUCAUAAAACGGGUGCCGGCUGAGAGACGCGCAGCCAAGGUGAUUCUUUCCCUCAUCAUGCUCUUCAUCGCCUCCUGGGGAACUAGCAUUAUUUCCGUCAACUAUUUCAACUACAACCGUGGUUCCUCUGCCGACUUCCUUCUUCUCAUCGCACGCUACGCUAACAUCAUCUUCAUCGCCUCGUCACCCAUUGUUCUCGCUGUUGGACACAGACGGUUGCGCUCUUUCAUCAAGUCUGUGAUUGCACACUGAUGGAGUUCAGCCAGCACCACGGCCUACAUGUCUGUGAAUGUUCUCAUUCAUCCAGGUCAUGGUUAUCCAAAGGAGUUGAAUCAAGUCCAACUGGACUUAUAUAUACAGUGGGCAAAAUAAUUAUUAGACCCCUUGCUGAUUUUGUAAGUUUGCCCACUUACAACGAGUGCAACAGUCUAUAUAAUUUUAAGCGUAGGUUCAUUUUAACAGUGAGA